CUCUAGUAUGUAGCCCUAUCUUCAUACAUGACAUCAAAGAUGUUCACUUGCUCAGAUGAUACAGUAUAGUGUAUACCCAGUUACCCACUCGGCGGAGAUUUAAAGCUGUUGGUAGUCGUACGUGUAUAAUUUUGAAAUGACAGCAGCUAAGGUAGAAUUUGCAGUGCAAAUGAAAUGUGAUUCAUGUGUGGAGAAAAUAAGGAAAUGCUUGACCAAUGUUGAUGGUAUUUCUAAGUUUGAUGUGUCAUUAAAGGAUGAGUCUGUUGUUUUGGAAACAACCUUGCCAACCUCGGAGAUUUUAGAAAAACUUGAAUCAACUGGCUGUAGAGCUGUCCUGAAGGGUUAUGGUGGUGGUGUAUGUAAAACUGCAGCUGUUGCAAUGGUUGGAAAUGACUGCGGGCGGGCAGAUGGUCAUAUAAAGGGUGUUAUCAGAUUUCUACAACUUGACAAUGAUACUUGUGUAAUUGAUGGUACGAUAGAUGGAUUGGAACCAGGAAAACAUGGCAUUCAUGUAUAUGAAUGUGGUGAUAUUUCUGAUGGUUGUGAAAGCUUGGGUGGGCACUAUAACCCACAGAAUACAACCCAUGGUGGUCCACUUGACGAUGCAGGAUGUCGACAUGCUGGUGACCUAGGGAAUAUCAGUGCUAACAGUGAAGGCCGUGCUGUGUUUCGUUUCACUGACUCUGUACUUAAAGUGUCUGAUGUAAUUGGCCGAUCUGUUGCUGUUACCGACUCUGAAGAUGAUCUUGGAAGAGGAAAUAAUGCAGGCUCAUUAGAAGAUGGCAACGCGGGAAGAAAGAUUGCAUGUGGAAUUAUUGCUCGUUCUGCUGGCCUGUUUGAAAAUACAAAACGUAUUUGUGCUUGUGAUGGUGUAACUCUCUGGGAUGAGAGGGAUGUACCUCUGGCUGGACCUGGUCGUCGUACUGCUAAAGUUUAGGCUGUUCACAUGUUUUAUGUGCAUAUGUAUAAAUUUUGUAAAUAAUGGUUUUCUUGUGCAUUUAAAAUAAAUUUGUUAAUUUCUCUCUGA
Messenger RNA from Schistocerca americana (American grasshopper), 1027 nucleotides. It is a transcript of the gene Ccs, whose product is annotated as copper chaperone for superoxide dismutase. The transcript has 6 exons. Gene Ontology annotation, biological process: removal of superoxide radicals. Lineage: Eukaryota; Metazoa; Arthropoda; Insecta; Orthoptera; Acrididae. The coding region runs from base 137 to 937 and encodes 266 amino acids. The record is from RefSeq and is a predicted model, not a curated record. Gene Ontology annotation, molecular function: copper ion binding.